This is a messenger RNA of Corylus avellana, 1200 nucleotides long. The record is from RefSeq and is a predicted model, not a curated record. NCBI's taxonomy places the organism in Eukaryota, Viridiplantae, Streptophyta, Magnoliopsida, Fagales, Betulaceae.
UCGAAAGAAACCAUGAGAGACUUUCUUUAUUCUACCAGUCCUCUCUACCCUCUUGGUGGAUUUUGUUUCGUUUCCCUCCAACCUACGAAGCUAAGGCCGCCGCCACAAACCGCAGUCCGCGGAAUGGAGGUCGGAGGGUCAGAUUCCAAUGGCCGCGAGUUUAAGAACGCCGAGGAAAUGUGGAGGGAUCAGGUCGGUGAUCCCAGCAAGAAGACAGAGUGGUACAACCAAGGCGUUGGCUAUUGGGAAGUAUGUACAGCAUCGGUGGAUGGGGUCUUGGGAGGGUAUGGGCAUAUGAAUGAGGCGGAUAUUCGGGGUAGCGAAGCUUUUCUCAAUACCCUCUUGUCUGAAAGAUUCCCCAAUGCUGGCACAGACUCCCACCUCGUUGCUCUUGAUUGUGGUUCUGGCAUUGGGAGAGUUACCAAAAAUCUUCUCAUUAGAUAUUUUAAUGAGGUCGAUCUUCUUGAACCUGUAUCACAUUUCUUAGAGACUGCCCGUGAAAAUUUGGCUCCGGAGAAUCAUACGUUCUCAGAUAUGCACAAAGCCACUAAUUUUUUUUGCAUGCCUCUCCAGGAAUUCACUCCCAAUGCAGGAAGAUAUGAUGUUAUAUGGGUGCAGUGGUGUAUCGGGCAUCUCACAGAUGAUGACUUUGUAACAUUCUUUAAGAGAGCUAAGGCUGGCCUUAAACCCGGUGGCUUUAUCGUCCUGAAAGAGAAUAUAGCAAGAACGGGAUUUGUGCUGGACAAUGAAGAUCGAAGCAUAACGAGGUCUGAUUUAUACUACAAGGAGCUCUUCAGUCAAUGUGGACUGCAUAUUUACAAAAUAAAGGAUCAAAGCGGAUGGCUCAAGGAAUUAUUUGCUGUGAAGAUGUAUGCGUUGAUGACCGAUUUACCAAAGAGGGUUCUUAGGACCAGAUCUAAAGUGCAAGCCAAUAAACCUGGAAUCAUUAAGUGAGGAAAUGUGUCUUGAAUUUCUGAGAUAGCUACAGAAGGAGCUGUGCUUUCCCAUUGUUUGUUGCCCUUCCAUUCAUUCUUGUAAGAUGCCAUCUUUUCUACCUUGUUCAUCUACUCCUUACUUUUGCACAUUUGGCCAGCUUGUAUUCACCUGCAAAUUUUAUACUUUGUUUUGAAACUGCAUAUUGAUGUUUUGUUGUAAAUCUUGAUACCAUACCCAUUGCUUAUAAAACAUAGUUGUUUCCCA